Homarus americanus (American lobster) is the source of this 369-nucleotide messenger RNA. Its product is annotated as basic salivary proline-rich protein 3-like. NCBI's taxonomy places the organism in Eukaryota, Metazoa, Arthropoda, Malacostraca, Decapoda, Nephropidae. Bases 1 to 369 code for a protein of 122 amino acids. The transcript has a single exon. The record is from RefSeq and is a predicted model, not a curated record.
AUGCUUGGAAGAGCACCAGGGAGAUCCUCUCAGCCUGGAGCCCCUCCCAGCCUGGAACACCACCAACAAGCUUCUCCCAGCCUGGAGAAACACCAGGGAGCCCCCCCUAGCCUGGGGAAGCACCAGGGAGCCCCUCCUAGCCUGGGGGAGCACCAGGGAGCCCCUCCUAGCCUGGGGGAGCACCAGGGAGCCCCUCCUAGCCUGGGGGGAGCACCAGGAGCCCCUCCCAGCCUGGGGAGCACCAGGGAGCCCCUCCCAGCCUGGGGAGCACCAGGGAGCCUCCUAGCCUGGGGGCACCAGGAGCCCCUCCUAGCCUGGGGAGCACCAGGGAGCCCCCUCCUAGCCUGGGGAGCACCAGGAGCUCCCUAG